AAAAAAAAAAGUAAUAUAGUUUUAUGAGUCAUUGUAUUAUUCGUCACAUGAACGGAACGUCGUGUUUUGGCAGGAACACCCCGCCACACCCAGCCAGCCUUGCCCGGCCCAAAGUUGACUCAUCGAGGUUUUGUAAGUGGAUCCCACCGAGCAGACAUGUUCUCUCCUUUCCUCCUGCAGCACAACCUUCACAACUCCCUUUUCUUUUAACCUAUUUACCUGUCUGGACCAUACAUAAGCAACAUGAAGUCUGUUUUGUUAGCCGAGUUACUACUACUUCUUCUGGCGACCGGGACAUUGACUCAGGGAGGAUUCGACCUGUAUGAUGCCCUUGAUGACGUUGAUCCAACGCCACCAAAACCCCAAGAGCAACCCAAAGCCCCAGGGGAGCCUAAAGAUGAUGAUGGAUUUGACCUUUUUGAUGCCUUUGGACCAGAUGAACCGAAGAAACCUAAUAAACCGAAACCUAACCCUGGGGAUUCUGAUGGAUUUGACCUUUUUGAUGCCUUUGGACCAGAUGAACCGAAGAAACCUAAUAAACCGAAACCUAACCCUGGGGAUUCUGAUGGAUUUGACCUUUUUGAUGCCUUUGGACCAGAUGAACCGAAGAAACCUAAUAAACCGAAACCUAACCCUGGGGAUUCUGAUGGCUUUGGAUUCGACCUAGAGGAUGCUGUCCAUCCAGACCCAAAUGAAAAACCAGACAAGCCUGCAAUCAACACACCAAAGCGUGGCGGAGGUGGUGGUGGUUCCUUUGACGAUAAAGACUUGUUUGACCUCGGCGGUGGAGACUACAAGCCUGAUGGCGGCGGUCGUGCUAAGCAGCCUCAAGGUGGUGGUGAUCAGCCUCAAGACCCAGACCUUCAGUGGGGCCAAGUCCUGAAGAUGCUAAUUGCUAACAUGCCGGAGGAAUUCUUUAUGUGGAUGUCCAAUAUAAGACAGACCUUAGAGAGGAUCUUGGAACUGAUGCAGGCUGUGGCCUGAUUGUACUGAUUCCUCACGAUCUUUUGACUAAGGUUCUUGGUACUUGAUUCUGGUAUGACUAUCCAAGGGAAGUCAGAUCCAGAUGCAACUGGACUCGGUUCUGUAUUCUGUAGGUAACAUCUUGUUUUCAUUCAUGAAGCUUUCUCAUCUCAAACUGGAUGACAAACCCAGGUCUGCCAUUGGUCUUCUUAGCGGACGACCACACGUCACUGCAACACUCGUCAUGUUUACUCAAACAACUGCAGCAUUUCCAGUGAUUCCAGACAGCACCUGGGUUUUCCUCCGCACAGUUCUCAUUAACACAAUAGUCUCCUUUUCAUGAAUUUAUUUUUUGUUUUUAGUUUUUUUAAUGACCACUCAAUAGCUGUUGGGGAAAUUGGUUGAGUUGUUGGAUUCCUAGUUCUCUGUCUGUUGCUAAUGCAGACGUUAGUUUUGGGUGCACAGUAGAUUGGUCAGAGUUUUUGUGUCUGCGGCAGUAAUUGAGAUUUCAACAUCGGUCCAAAAUGGUGUCAUUCAACAUCGUCUGAGCUGCAUGUGGCAAAAAUGCAAGCGUGAUGUACGCCUUGGCAAAUUAAUAAAACAAGGAUUGGGUGCAGAAGUCUGAAGUUAUUUUGGGAGAUAUUAGAUUAUACACACUCAAAUGUGUACAAUCUAAUAUUUGGUUACAAUUAGCUCAGGAAUUUUCACUCAGACCAGAUGUUUUUUUUUGUUACCACCAACAAGCAUCUGGUGUACUUCGACCUUGAUAUUUGACCAAACUCUUAAAAAUGAGUAUGAAUCAGAAGGACCGAGGACAGGCUUGAUCUUGGGCCAUAGCUUUUUAUUCCGGCCUUCCCAACUUUUCCAAAUUAUUUUAUUAAAACUGUUACACACCGAAGCUGUUGUCGCUGCAAUGCUGUUUUUUAACUACCAUUUGCGCAAUGAAAAUAGCCGUCAUUCGCCACUUUGCGCUUUGAAUUUUGCGGCUUCACUGUAUCGUGUUUUUUCAAAAAUAUACUCAUUAAUAAAUCAUGGCAGUUUCCGUGGUUGAAUACGGCCUAUUAUUUGUCCAAAAAAAUACGCAUAUUUAGGCAAAUCUGAUGUAAUUUUUGCCUAAAUUAAGCAUUUUCAAGCAAAAAAAAAAAUGGCAAAAUGAAGGAAAAUACAAAUGUAAGGUAUUCACAAGACACAUUCAAAAACAUGUUGUGAUGAUAUGUGGUAUUCUACACUGGUCACUAGGUGAUGUUAUAUUGUAAUGUCAGCCACCGCAGGAAGUACUGCACGGAAACCAGAAGUUAAAAAGGAACAAGGAAGUGUCCCACUGCUAUCAUGUCUGAGCCGACAUUAUGUUUUAUGUUUACUAUGUUGGCUAGAGUGUAAAGGUGACUAUAGGGGUGUUAUUUCAUGUCUAGAGGGCUCUAAAAAUGUCAAAAAAACAUAUUUAAAAAGGUCAUAAACAGGUUUUCUAUGCCCUCACUACAUAAAUACUUGACGGAAAUUCAUUAAUCACCGUCCUGAACCGAUUAACUGCGAUAAACGAGGGAUGACUGGAAUUUCAAUGGCUUUUAAAACUGCAGGUUCUGUGCUUUACUGUGAUUUUGCUGCAUUUUAAUUGGAUGGCACACCAGUGUAUAAAUAGGUUGGGAGGUGCGUCUUUUAGCCUUAUUCGUGUGCGUGCCAAAAGGGGGAGCAAACACAGUGAAAGUGUAUUUUCUAAGCUAAGGAACAAAAACUGUGGAUUGCAGAAGACUAUAUCAUUAGAUUCAAUCAUGUUUUCAAUUCAGGAAAUGAUUACAUUAUCAUUUUUUUAGUAGUGGGUGUGGCGUGGGGCGACAUGGUUUUAUAGUCUGAAUUGGUUCUUCCAUACGUUCUGAGGUUUGUGAGUAUAGAAGGUUUUGCGCUGGGAUCCAUCCACACAUCCAUCCACCGUCAAGAAAAAUCACCCUGAUGGAUUUG
Dunckerocampus dactyliophorus (ringed pipefish) is the source of this 2919-nucleotide messenger RNA. RefSeq names its product CD99 molecule (gene cd99). The transcript is spliced from 15 exons. The record is from RefSeq and is a predicted model, not a curated record. Bases 244 to 984 code for a protein of 246 amino acids. NCBI's taxonomy places the organism in Eukaryota, Metazoa, Chordata, Actinopteri, Syngnathiformes, Syngnathidae. Gene Ontology annotation, biological process: positive regulation of neutrophil extravasation; homotypic cell-cell adhesion; T cell extravasation.